CUUCCUCGUCCGCCAUUUUGCUAUCAAUUAAUACAGAAUUUGGGAUCAUUUAAGACGGUGCAAGAAGUGCAAGAUACACAUUAACACAGGAGGAGAUUCUCACUGAUAUGUGAAAGAAUAAAAGUCAACAAUGACGGACAGAAAAUUGUGUUCUGGAUGUUUACGAGAUGACGAAGAAAACGAGGCUGAAGCAUGGUGCAAUAACUGCUUAGAAGAAGUUUGUAAGGCGUGUGCAAAGGUACACAGAAGAUUUAAUCCGCCACAUAAAGUUAUACCCCUUCAUCAAGUCAGUAAUCUUAGUUCUUCUAUUCUGAAAAUCAGUAAAGACUGCGAUGUCCAUACCGACCAAAGGACCGUUCUGUACUGCACUCAGCAUGAUAAGGUCAUCUGUGAUCUAUGUCUGUCCGACACUCAUAAACACUGCGAAUCUAUCAUUUCUAUAGAUCGAGCAGCAAAAGGCGUUAAUUGUGGAACCGCCCUAGCUGAUCUAAAGAGUAGAAUGAAACACUUGAGCAAAAUGUUCAAUGAAGUGUUGAUAUGUCAAACUAAAGAUGAAAAAUUGUUCGACAGGCAAAAAGAUAAUAUCCUCCAACAGAUUUCUUCCACUAGACAGCAGAUGAACAAUCGUCUAGAUAAAAUUGAAAAGGAAACCAUAGAUGAACUGAAUAAACAGUACAACACAACUAAACAAAAAAUGUAUGAGGCGAAACGUAAAACACAGAGACGACAAGAGGCAGUAGCGACAUGGAUAAACGAAUUAUCAUCGAUAGAAAGCAUCAGUAACGAAGUACUUUUAUUUCAGACAAUCAAAGUAAUGGAUAAUAAAACACACAUAGAAGAAACCAAUAUUUGCGAGCUGAGUAAGCAAAACAAAAUAGAAUUUGAUUCAUUUGAUACAAACGAUCUUCCGAUGGUACUUAAGUCGAUGGGAAAGAUUUCACUUACAGAAAAUCAAAUGCAUAUACCCGAAUUACAGCACAAUUUACAACAAGUACAAGUACCAAGAAAAUCAACGGAAGAUGAGUCUGGCAAAAUACAACGAACUUAUUCGUUUCUAACAGAAGUAUUAGGAUCAGAUGUUAGAAUAAGUAACGGUUGUUUUGUGUCCGGAAAGAGACUUCUAUUGUCACAUUAUAACUCACUACACAUCUAUGUAUGUGGAUAUGACGGGAAUGAUGUACACCAGAUAAAAUUGAAACAUAAAUCACGGGACGUCGCCAUAAUCGACAAUAAACGGGCAAUAGUUUCUUCAGCCAAUGAAGGAUUCCAGAUCUUAGAUCUGACAACACUUACCAUAGGGAGAUGCAUCAAACCUGGAAGAAAAGGAUGCUAUGCUGUGACAUGUAGUAAUGGUCAGAUAUGGACGUCUAAUGGAGGCACAACUAUUAGUCAGAUUGAUAUCAGUGGUAAUAUACUACGUAGUAUAACAACAAAGAAUGAAAUACGGGACUUUUGUAUAGACAACGAUAGCAACAUUUACUAUACUGAACGGUCUUUCAGCGACAGUAACGUAUACCGUAUAACACCUGACAGACAAGAGAGUAUAUUCUGUAGUCAUUCUGAUCUCAAUCGCCCCAGGGGUAUCGAUGUAGAUGACAAGGGCAAUGUUUAUGUGGGUGGAAUGAUGUCUGACAAUAUACACAGAAUAUCAUCUGAUGGAAAGGAUCGUCAAAUCAUACUGACAAAGGAGGAUGGAAUAAAUUAUUCAUGGGAUUUAUGUUACAACAGGGAAAAUAAACAACUCUUUGUUGUAAACGAUAAUACGAAAAGUGUCGCCAUAUAUAGUUUACCUUAGGUUUAGUUUCAAUGCACAGGAUUUAAUUACACGUACUUUAUAAUAAUUAAUCAU
Messenger RNA from Mytilus californianus (California mussel), 1849 nucleotides. RefSeq lists its product as uncharacterized. NCBI's taxonomy places the organism in Eukaryota, Metazoa, Mollusca, Bivalvia, Mytilida, Mytilidae. Bases 131 to 1795 code for a protein of 554 amino acids. The record is from RefSeq and is a predicted model, not a curated record. The transcript has 3 exons. Gene Ontology annotation, molecular function: zinc ion binding.